Messenger RNA from Erigeron canadensis, 1099 nucleotides. RefSeq lists its product as uncharacterized. The record is from RefSeq and is a predicted model, not a curated record. The transcript has a single exon. NCBI's taxonomy places the organism in Eukaryota, Viridiplantae, Streptophyta, Magnoliopsida, Asterales, Asteraceae. Bases 79 to 819 code for a protein of 246 amino acids.
AUACCCUUUUUUUAUUGCAACUUUAUCUUUGUUGCGGAAAUCAUGUGAAGCUCUCUUUGUGGUCAUGUGAUUGCUUUAAUGUCAUUACCACCAAUAUCCAUUGAUCUACCUUUUUUUACUCUAUUAGAAAUGAAAGACUUGUAUUUCCUCCUCCUUGAGACCUUCCGAGCUUACAAGAUGAAGAAAGGCUUCAAAAACAUGUGCACUGGUAAUGCCUCGACUUCUACUCUCAACCAGAAAAACUCCCCUGAAUUGGUCAGUUUUCCGGAAAGCAACAGCCAUUCACAGCAGCCCACCCUGGAGGAGAUGAUCAAGCAGCUGGACUUGGAAGAGAAAAUGGCGUCUAGACAAAGCCUAGACCACCUUCACCACCGGAUGUCGUGUGUCAACAGUUCAGACAUCUUGCGGUCUGCCAGAAAUGCUCUAAAUCAGUAUCCUAGGUUCUCUCUUGAUGGCAAGGAUGCAAUGUAUCGAUCUUCUUUUCGUAAUUUUGAUCAUGUCACCGCAAAUAUAAGAAACCGGCCAUCACUGGAUCGUAGUCGUCGUCCGUGUUUGCCUGCAAAAGUUGCGGGGGAGAGGGUUAUCUGGUGCAAACCGAGUGUGGUAGGUAAGCUAAUGGGACUGGAGGCGAUUCCCAUUCCUGUAAGACUAAAGCAUAGGAAGAACUCUUGUCUUGUUAGAAAACAAAAUAUGAGAAACUCUGAUAGACAAGCAAUGGAGAGGAGAAAAGUUGAUAGCAAUCAUGGUGUAAACGGUUCGUGUUCAAGACCCACCACCGGAUACUGUGUGAUGAAGCCGGUUGCAGUAGAGAUACAUUAAGCUUUUGAAAGUCUAAGUCUAAUGUGUGACAACAAAGGUCCUUCAGUGUUACUAGGGUGUUCCAUGAUCCAUGAGGUUGUCGGUUCAAUUCACAUUAUGAACAAGAUGGAUGUGCAUGGUAGCCUGUAGGUAGAGUUUCUAAGUUUGUCACUUUGUUCCAAUUUUUCUUUUUAAUACUUAUUAUUUUUCUUUGUAAGCAUCUUAUGUUCAACAAUGCUUGCCAUUGCUGCCAAAAAAUCUUAUAGACAUUCCUCCUUAGAUAUUGAUAGUAUAAGUAAAC